Messenger RNA from Sitodiplosis mosellana (orange wheat blossom midge), 811 nucleotides. RefSeq names its product ejaculatory bulb-specific protein 3-like. The record is from RefSeq and is a predicted model, not a curated record. Bases 161 to 544 code for a protein of 127 amino acids. Lineage: Eukaryota; Metazoa; Arthropoda; Insecta; Diptera; Cecidomyiidae. The transcript is spliced from 2 exons.
GUUUAUCAUCAGUUCAUUCCCAAGCGAAUCCGAGGUAACAAGUUAUCCAGCAGAUUAGCACACACCGAUUUGUUUUGCGUAGUUUUUUUUCUUUCGAUAAACGAAAACAUCCUAAAUUUUUUUCUUCAAAUUUAGUUUAAUCCAUUAUCACCUAAUCACGAUGAAAUACGUUUUGAUUGCUAUCUUGGUGACAUUGGCUGUCGUUGCCGCUCGCCCAGAGACCUACACAUCACGUUUCGAUAACAUCGAUGUUGACCGAAUUUUGAAUACAAAACGUUUGUUCGAUAGCUACUUCAAAUGUUUGAUGGAUCAAGGAAAGUGCACACCAGACGGCAAAGAAUUGAAAAAAUUAUUGCCUGAUGCAUUGCAAACCAACUGCGAAAAAUGUACACCAAAACAACGUGACGGUACCGAUCGUGUGCUCCGAUUCAUCGUCAAGAACAAGCCAGCCGAAUGGGAGCAAUUGAAAGCAAAAUACGAUCCACAAAACAUCUACAUCCAAAAAUACCGUGAAUCAGCUGCUACCCGUGGUAUCGAAAUCUAAACAUCGCAACUAAAUGCUGAUCCACAUUAAAGCGCACAUCACACAAACAGAGACAGGAGCAUAACGUUUGGAUUGGUGCAAAUAUUUUGGACUCUUCGGAUCAGAGGAUUCUAUUUCAAUUUGUGCUAAAUUUCUAUGUUUAUAUUUUAUCGUCCCGUUAAUUAUUAAUGUUUAUGUAUGAUUAUGUGAUUUAUAGCGACAAGCAAGGUUAUACUCUCUACGAAACUAAUUUAAAUAAAAAUUGAUAUUACACCAAAACAACAACAA